AUGGAAAACCACAAUCUAACAGUGCUGAAUGAAUUCAUCCUCCUGGGGAUCACAGACUGCCCUGAGCUGCAGGCCCCCUUAUUUGGGCUCUUCCUCACCAUCUACAUGAUCUCAGUGCUGGGCAACUUGGGCCUGAUCACCCUCACCAAGGUGGACUCCAGGCUCCAGACUCCCAUGUACUUCUUCCUCAGACACCUGGCUCUCACUGACCUCGGUUAUUCAACAGCUGUGGCACCCAAAAUGUUGGUAAAUUUUAUGGUGGAUCAAAAUACAAUCCCCUAUAAUUGGUGUGCUACACAGUUAGCUUUCUUUAUCAUGUUCAUCAUUAGUGAACUUUUCAUUCUGUCAGCGAUGGCCUAUGAUCGCUAUGUGGCCAUCUGUAACCCUCUGCUCUACACAGUCAUCAUGUCCCAAAGGAUAUGCUGGGUGCUCGUGGUAGUCCCCUACCUCUACAGCAUGUUUGUUUCUCUUCUAGUCACCAUAAAGGUUUUUAAUUCCUUCUUCUGUGGCUACAAUGUCAUCAGUCAUUUCUACUGUGACAGUCUCCCCUUGUUGUCUUUGAUUUGCUCAAAUAUUCAUGAAAUUGAAUUGAUUAUUGUGAUUUUGUCAGUUUUUAAUUUGACUUCCUCUUUACUGCUGGUUCUUGUGUCUUACAUGCUCAUCCUUGUAGCCAUUCUCAGGAUGAACUCUGCCGAGGGCAGGCACAAGGCUUUUUCCACCUGUGGGUCCCACCUGACAGUGGUCACAGUGUUCUACGGGACUUUGCUGUUUAUGUAUGUGCAACCUGAGUCCAGUCAUUCCUUUGACACUGAUAAAGUGGCCUCCAUAUUUUACACUCUUGUCAUCCCCAUGUUAAAUCCCUUGAUCUAUAGUUUAAGGAACAAAGAUGUUAAAUAUGCUCUACAUAGGAUGUGGAAAAAGUUAUUCAGUUUCUUUUCUUAA
Messenger RNA from Manis pentadactyla (Chinese pangolin), 942 nucleotides. RefSeq names its product olfactory receptor 8K3-like. The record is from RefSeq and is a predicted model, not a curated record. The transcript has a single exon. The coding region runs from base 1 to 942 and encodes 313 amino acids. Lineage: Eukaryota; Metazoa; Chordata; Mammalia; Pholidota; Manidae. Gene Ontology annotation, biological process: sensory perception of smell; G protein-coupled receptor signaling pathway. Gene Ontology annotation, molecular function: olfactory receptor activity; odorant binding; G protein-coupled receptor activity. Gene Ontology annotation, cellular component: membrane.